AAAUAAAUUGAAAAAAAAAAUUAUUUAAGUUUAGUGUUAAUAGUGCGGAAGUGUAAAAUAAAACAAAUGCAAAAUAAACAGAAUCCAAACGCUUUAUUGGAGGAAUGAGGUGAACACAAGAAAGGCCCAUCAAAAGGCUAGGAGGAAGGGACCAAUAAAAUGAGAAAACACUAAACAAAAAAUGCAGAUAAUAAGAAAAAACGGCUAAAAAAAUUAAAAAAAUUAUAAAAACUAAAAAAAAAACAAUAAUAACAACAACAACCAAUACCACCAAUAAUAAAAAAAAUCCUACAACAAUAACUAACGCCAAACAGAAACAUGGACUACAACAGCGAAUUAGACAACACCAUCAAUACGGGCAACAUCAGCACCGAUGACUUCUUGGCCAUAUUCACAUCGACCACCACAACGGCCUCACCCAAUGAGGCGGGUGGUGGCCCCGGCGGUGGACUCAAGGGCGGAGGAGGUGGUGGGAGUCAUUCCAAUGCCAAUGUCACCAUGAAUCCGCCACUUGUUACAGUAGAUGGUCAAUACACGGUGACCAGUCUGCUGGAUAGUGCUUUUGGCAUUACUGCUCCCACACCUACGGCCGAUAUCAAUGACACCCUCUUCCUGCUCUCCUCCAGUUUCUAUAAUACAUCAGCGAAUGGAGCUGCAGCGGCGGCGGCGGCGGCAGCGGCACCCACCAUCAAUCUCACCUCCUCGACGACCACACAAUUUGGCAAUUACUUCAAUCAAUCCUUUGGCGGCGCAAAUCUGACGAGCAAUAUCACCGAAGUCCAUUGGGAUGGUCGCUAUCCCAGUGGCUAUACCCUAACACACAUUGUGAUAGCCUCCAUCAUAGUGACAAUCCUGAUGAUUGUCAUCAUUGUGGGCAAUAUGUUGGUCAUCAUUGCCAUUGCCACCGAAAAGUCACUGAAGAACAUACAGAAUUGGUUCAUAGCCUCGCUGGCGGUGGCCGAUUUCUUUUUGGGCCUCAUCAUCAUGCCCUUCUCACUGGCCAAUGAGCUGAUGGGCUAUUGGAUUUUCGGUUCGUGGUGGUGUGACAUUCACUCGGCCAUGGAUGUGCUGCUCUGCACUUCGUCCAUAAUGAAUUUAUGCCUGAUAUCGUUGGACCGCUAUUGGAGCAUAACGAAAGCGGUGGAUUAUCUCAAAUCACGUACUCCGGCACGUGCGGCCUUAAUGAUAGCGGCGGUGUGGAUAAUGUCGGCGCUGAUAUGUAUACCACCGCUUUUGGGGUGGAAGGUGAAAAUGCCAGAAGGUCCUUUGCCAAAGUGUGCGCUUAGUGAAGAUAUUGGUUAUGUACUGUACUCAGCGUUGGGUUCCUUCUACAUUCCCAGCUGUAUAAUGGUUUUCGUUUAUAUACGAAUUUAUUUUGCCGCCAAGGCGCGUGCGAGACGCGGCAUUAAAAAACAUCCGCGCAAAACAAACAACGAACAGGUUACCAGCUUUACCAACGCCAACAAAAAGGGUACCAUCCCCAUGCCAUCCUCGAGUGCGGGGGCACUGCAAAAACACCAACAACAUCAAAUAGCCACCAUAGAAACACCACCGAAUAGUGCGGGAGCACUACCUAUGCAAAUACCCACAGUUACCUGCGAUCUUGCGUCCGAUAUAUCCACAUCGGAGGCAGCCGAAAUGGAACCCCAUCCCCUAAUGUAUCCUAACGCUGCAACAGUGGGGGGAUGUUCCGAUAUGGCAGAGACUGCUCUUAGUCCAACGGCGUUAGAGACACCAACGACGAAUAAUUUGACGUCCAAUUGCAAUGAUGCGUCAUCGCUGCGAGUGAGUACAAUAACCACCGCCCAUGGGGCCCUCAAUGUGCCGGUGCCGCCCUCAAUGGCUGCCAACAACAAUAGCACUACAACGGCGGCGUUAAACAACAACAACAAUGGCACACUGCCAACCACAGCAGCAGCGGGCACAACGCUGACGGCAACCACAACGCUGCUGAACACCAAACCAACAACGACUCUAUCGGCAGCCACCAAUGAGCUGAAGGUCUCGCCCAUUGCUGGGCGCUGUCGUGCCCUGUCUGUGGGCAUAGACACAGACAUGGUGAGCGAAUUUGAUCCUUCGAGUUCGGACUCGGGGGUGGUGAGUCGAUGUGCUGUGGUCAAACCGCUAAAAUUUCGUUUGUGUCAACCCAUUUUUGGCCGCAAGUCCAAUAAUCGACGGCAAAAUGAAGCCAAAGCGGCGGCAGCAGCGGCUGCUGCAGCAGCCGCCAGUGCCAAAGAUGGAGGCUCCUCCUCAACACCCACCACGGCCACGACGAAGGCGGACAUAGUCAAGGCCGAACUAGAACCUGCCAUACCAAAACCACAAAAGCCACGUGAUCCCGAAAAGGAGAAACGACGCAUAGCACGCAAAAAGGAGAAACGAGCCACCCUCAUUCUGGGCCUCAUCAUGGGCUCCUUCAUAGCCUGCUGGCUGCCCUUCUUCUUUCUGUACAUUCUAAUGCCGGCGUGUAGUACUCAUUGUCACAUACCGGAUUCGGCCUUUGCCAUUGCCUUUUGGUUGGGCUACAUGAACUCUGCGCUGAAUCCGGCCAUCUACACCAUCUUCAAUAAGGACUUCCGCCGGGCAUUUCGGCGUAUACUCUUCAAGUGAUGUUUGGCCUAUGUGUGCUGUUAUCGGUGCGUUCAUGCCAGUAUCGAGAAGGCAACGGAACGUGCUAUGGGCAGCACACCCAUGGGUUACAAUAUGUAUCAUAUUCGACGUUAGAUUUGGUUAUUUGCUUUUGUUGUAUAAGGAAGAUCGCAUAGCAAACAAACACUCACCAACACGAUAUCAAGGAUCUUGAGUAGGAUAUUUAUAAUAUCCUUGGUCCCUGCCCAGGUUUCACCAUUUAAAAGCAGUGCAAAGUAAAAAAGUGAAAAAUCUCUAAACACCCAAGCAAAGUAAUUGAAUUGCUCAACUGCCUAGAAUUUGAUGGUGGUAUGCGUUGCACCAUCAACAUCCACACCCACACCACCACUACUACAGCCCACCCACAUAUGUGGCUCAUUAUGAUUCCAUUAAGUCAAAACGUUUAUUAAGACAAUCCCUCAUUGCACUCCAGAGGGCGUCGAGGGUGAGAGUAACUCUCACACAGCAAGUCACCGAGUCAAACGGCAGAAGAAGAAGAAGCAAAAAAUCCUUUAACAAAAUCAGCCUAACAGCCAGACACUUACAGCCUGCCUGGAAGUAAGCCAAGCAAAGCAAAACUAAAUCGGUGUGAAAGGCAGCAUCUUAAACACAGACGCAUAACUAGACCCAGACCAAUCACAAAGACUGAAGGUGAAGCAGACUGCGGGUGAAAGCGAGGAAGAAAGUGUGUUUGUGUUGUAUGAGCAAGGUCUUGCUGGGCCAACUGACAGUGAGUGCAAAAUAAUAAAAACCAUCAAUUACUGCUGCUGGCGGCUGCGGCACAGAAGCCUGCGACGCGUCAAGGCAACGCAACGCAACGAAACCGUUACACAUCGACAGCCUCACCAAGGCACGACUUGAAAAUUAACAUAAAUUAAUUAAUUACCAUUGACAACGCCCCCUGCUCCACCAAGCACUUGCCGUUCCAGUCUUACUCCCAUCCAUCGUCAUACUCACAUCGAUUAGCAUUCAAAAGGGGUUGUGGAUUGUAAUAAAA
This is a messenger RNA of Stomoxys calcitrans (stable fly), 3625 nucleotides long. It is a transcript of the gene Octalpha2R, whose product is annotated as alpha-2C adrenergic receptor. Gene Ontology annotation, cellular component: membrane. Gene Ontology annotation, molecular function: G protein-coupled amine receptor activity. Lineage: Eukaryota; Metazoa; Arthropoda; Insecta; Diptera; Muscidae. The record is from RefSeq and is a predicted model, not a curated record. Bases 319 to 2610 code for a protein of 763 amino acids. Gene Ontology annotation, biological process: adenylate cyclase-activating adrenergic receptor signaling pathway. The transcript is spliced from 4 exons.